Molecule: messenger RNA, 444 nt
Organism: Dermacentor silvarum
Lineage: Eukaryota; Metazoa; Arthropoda; Arachnida; Ixodida; Ixodidae
Product: endochitinase-like
Exons: 2
Coding region: 11-319 (102 amino acids)
Biological process (GO): carbohydrate metabolic process
Source: RefSeq, a predicted model, not a curated record
CCUUGACUGGAUGAAUGUCAUAGGUUACGGCCUUAGAGGAUACAGGAACGGCAGAGCUGACAUUCAUAGUCCUCUCCACCCCAGAACCUUCGACCAACCCGAUGUCCGGCAGCUCAAUGUGGAACAGGGUCUUCAGGCGCUGCUGGACCGCGGAGCCUCGAAACGGAAGUUGGUACUGGGCGUGGCCUUCUUCGGGCUUGUGUACAGGCUCGCGGUCCCAGAGAACACCACCCUGCACGCGCCUAUCGACUUCUUCAAAUGGCCGGAAAAGGGUGCCUUUCUCAAGAGCAAGACGAUAAACGCCUACUUCGAGGUGUGACCCUUAUAUAGAAAUACACUCACGAUAUCUGUUGUCUAUGUACAGAUCUUGCAGAUUCCUUCGCCUCCCUAAAUACUUAUUUCGUCCCGGUUGCGUUUGUGCCUAUAUCCAAAGCAAAGAUUGGA